This is a messenger RNA of Lasiosphaeria miniovina, 252 nucleotides long. RefSeq lists its product as uncharacterized. The record is from RefSeq and is a predicted model, not a curated record. Lineage: Eukaryota; Fungi; Ascomycota; Sordariomycetes; Sordariales; Lasiosphaeriaceae. The transcript has a single exon. The annotation marks the transcript as partial.
GAGAACGAGAAACUGCUGCAGCUGGAGAGCGCCUUGCCACUGGACGGUCUUCCUCAGACCAUACAGGAUUCCAUCCACCUUGCUCGCCUGUUGGGUUUCGAACACUUGUGGGUCGACGUGCUCUGUAUCUUUCAGGGCUCGACCGAAGCCGACAGCCAGGACCGGGCGGUUCAGCUCGGCAAUAUGAGGACGAUUUACCGAGAGUCAAGCGCGACGAUUGUUGCAGCCUGUGGAGAAACGGCUGACGCUGGC